AGUAUAAUGGACAACAAAUCCAUAAUGACAGAUUUCCUCCUAAUGGGGUUUUCAGAUGACCAUGAUAUGCAACUUUUCUAUUUUUUGAUGUUUCUCUUUGUAUAUUUAACAGCAAUAGUGGGGAAUUUUCUCAUCAUCUCAGCUGUGGUCCUCAAUCAACAUCUUCAUACACCCAUGUACUUCUUUUUGGUCAAUCUAUCAUUUGUAGAUAUCUGCUACAUAUCUACUACACUUCCCAAAGCAAUAGCUGUUUCAGUUACAAACAACAGAAUGAUUCCUUAUGCGGGAUGUGUUGCACAGGUCUUUUUAGUUAUUACAUUUGUUGGGGCAGAGAUUUUCUUACUUACUAUCAUGGCUUAUGACCGAUAUGUUGCCAUCUGCCAUCCUUUGGAGUACAGAUUGAUUAUGAACUGUAAUGCCUGCAUCCAAAUGGCAGCUAGUGCAUGGAUAUCCACUCUGAUUCAUGCAGUGUUAGAAACCAGUUUGACUUUCAGGUGGAACUUUUGUGGAUUCAAAAAGAUUGGGCAGUUUUUCUGUAACAUGCCUCAGUUACAAAAGAUAGCUUGUACUGAUUCAAAAGGUCACCAAAUUCUAAUUUUCCUGAUUGGGCUCAGUGUGAAUUCAUUUUGCUUUGCAUUCAUCUUGACAUCUUAUUGUUAUAUUUUCUCUUCUGUGUUGAAAAUUCCAUCAAUUCAAGGAAGACACAAAGCUUUUUCAACUUGCAUUCCCCAUCUCACUGUUUUUGCCUUGUUUAUUAUCACAGCUGUUUUCUCAUUCUUGAGACCAAAGUCACUUUCCUCCCCCAAGGUGGACUUAAUUUCUGGAGUUUUAUAUACAAUUUUGCCACCUGUACUUAAUCCCAUAAUUUAUAGUUUGAGGAAUAAGGAUAUUCAAAGAACUGUGUUGAAAAUAUCACAGAAAUUAAAAGAAUUUAUGGGUUGA
Messenger RNA from Notechis scutatus (mainland tiger snake), 942 nucleotides. Its product is annotated as olfactory receptor 14A16-like. The record is from RefSeq and is a predicted model, not a curated record. NCBI's taxonomy places the organism in Eukaryota, Metazoa, Chordata, Lepidosauria, Squamata, Elapidae. Gene Ontology annotation, cellular component: membrane. Gene Ontology annotation, molecular function: olfactory receptor activity; G protein-coupled receptor activity. Gene Ontology annotation, biological process: G protein-coupled receptor signaling pathway.